Sesamum indicum (sesame) is the source of this 979-nucleotide messenger RNA. It is a transcript of the gene PDIL5-1, whose product is annotated as PDI-like 5-1. Gene Ontology annotation, molecular function: protein disulfide isomerase activity. Gene Ontology annotation, biological process: protein folding. The record is from RefSeq and is a predicted model, not a curated record. Gene Ontology annotation, cellular component: endoplasmic reticulum. Lineage: Eukaryota; Viridiplantae; Streptophyta; Magnoliopsida; Lamiales; Pedaliaceae.
UCUGAAGAAGUUCAACUUGUGCAAUGUUUCGAUAACCUUUGUUGAGAAAAUUAUUCUUCGCGGAAAAAAACAAUAAAGGACCCAUUACCCUACUUUCUUUUGCUUUUGACAUAACCAGAAUUUAGGGUUCUUUUCUCCAGCUUCUGAAUCCCGACUGUUCUUCCCGGGAGCUCCCGAUUCUGAGGAUUAACAAUACGGGGCAACUUUCGGUCAUGAUGUGGAACCGUUUCCCCACUCUCUCAGUUUCGGUUCUAUUAUUAUUUAUAUCCUCCAUUGUUAUCUUGAGUUCGAUAAGCAAUCUCUCUGCGAAUGCUGAAGUGAUAACAUUAACGACCGAAACUUUUAGUGACAAGGUGCAGGAGAAAGAUACAGCAUGGUUCGUUAAGUUCUGCGUGCCUUGGUGCAAGCACUGCAAAAAUUUGGGGACAUUAUGGGAGGAUUUGGGGAAGGAGAUGGAAGGUGAGGAUGAAGUAGAGAUUGGAGAAGUUGACUGUGCAACAAAUAAACCAGUGUGUUCUAAAGUAGAUAUCCAUUCAUAUCCCACAUUCAAGCUAUUCUAUAAUGGAGAAGAAGUUACAAAGUACCAAGGAGCUAGGGAUGUCGAAUCACUCAAAACGUUUGUUCUGGAAGAAACAGAAAAAGCAGCUGCAAAAGCACAACUUGACCAUGAUGGCGAGUUGUAACUAACCUUUCAGUUUUGGAAGUUCAUACUCGGGUCUUCACCUUUGGCUGCUAAGAUGGCUAGCCUGCUACAGUGUGUCCUCGACUACCCACCCUGGGACUAUACUCUUCUGAUGCUGUGCAUUAGCUGUCUAGGAUAGAUUGUUGAAAUAGACUUAUACAACAAACAGAAUAGCUUUUGCUUCUGCUACCUUCCAUUGGAUCUAAUCGUUUGAGCAAAAUUUUGUACCAUGAGAAAUUCUCAUUCAGGAAUAUUUUUCUAUCUCCAGCUUCAAGAUGGUCUACACAUUUUCAUUAA